Molecule: messenger RNA, 4050 nt
Organism: Sceloporus undulatus (fence lizard)
Lineage: Eukaryota; Metazoa; Chordata; Lepidosauria; Squamata; Phrynosomatidae
Gene: LOXL3
Product: lysyl oxidase like 3
Exons: 15
Coding region: 1080-3542 (820 amino acids)
Biological process (GO): inflammatory response; peptidyl-lysine oxidation
Cellular component (GO): membrane
Molecular function (GO): copper ion binding; protein-lysine 6-oxidase activity
Source: RefSeq, a predicted model, not a curated record
UUCCGGGGGGGAGCCUCUGUCUUAGCCCCCCCCCCCCGACCCUCCAAGCAGAGGGGGCAUUCCUGGGACCCUUCCCCGCCCUCCUCUGCCCCUGAGGGCUGCCUGCCCCUCUUUCCAAAGGGCUGCCCCUCCCUCGGCUUUCCUGGGGGCACUGCCAGGGGGGCCCCUUCCUUCCCCCCUCCUCCUCCUUUGCCCUCUGUGCCCCACUGAGCCCCCAGCCAAAGGCCUCCCCUGCCCCCCAACUACUAGAAGGCCAGUCUGUGCCUUCGGAGCAGGGAGGGCUCCGUUGGGGGGGGGUCUUGCAGGGUCCUCUUCCUGCCAAGGGGCGCGGGUCGGAGGUCGCCUGUGCCAGCAGCCCAGAGGCCUUGCCCCCCUUUGGGCAGCACUGGGCCAUGAGGGGCUUCUUGGCAGGCCAGAGCUUGGCUGCUCGAGGGGCUGGGGGUGCCAUGACCACUGCCCCCUACAGCCAACCCUAUGCUUCCUCCUCUGAACACCUUCAAGACAGUCUUGGCCCCAGGAGCCAAAGGGCGAAGCAGGCAGGGCACUGAAAGAGGGGCUCCGGUGGGGACUGGCAGGGUCUGAGGGGUCUUUGGGGGCUCAGAGGAGUUGCUACCCAGCUCUGUGAUGCUCCUUAGGAUGCAUGCUUUGCCAGAGUCACAGGCCCACCUUUCAUAGAAUCACAUUAGAGUUGGAAGGGACUGAUCCAGUCCAGCCCCAUUCUGCCAUGCAGGAACUCUCAAUCUAAGCCCCCCACAAUGGCCAUCUGAUCAAGAUGCUGUUAUUUUCAGGGGUGGUUAAGGGGGUCCGGAGGGAUAUAGGUGAGGGCAGGCUCUUCCUUUGACCAAGUGGGCUCCAGGAGCCAAAGAGAUGUAAACUCCAGGCAGUAAAAAAGUAACUUCCCUUGAGAGUCAGGCUGUUUCUGCCCACCAGCCUUUUCCCUGGCAGAGGACACUGAAUGUCUCCAGAAGCCCCUGCUCUGCCGUUCUUGCCUCCGGAUGACCCUGUGUCAGUCCCCUAUCAGCUCUUGCUGAGGGCCUCCAGGUCACUUCCGACUGUGGCCACCCCAAGGCUACCUGGCCAUGGGGUCUUCUGGGGGGUUGCCUUCCCCAGGAGAACAAAGGACCCCCCAGAGGAAUGCAGGUCCAGACGACUGGCCACAGGAGAGGAUGGGUGUCCAUGCCCAGGGCGCUGUGCCCGGGGUGCUGUGCCAGGCGCUGCUGUGGGGGGCCUGGCUGUGUCUGGGGGUGGCAGCCCAGCCUAGCACCCCAGCUCCCUCCAGGCAGAGUACCCCCGGGGUGCCCUCCAGCAAGCUGCAGUUCCGCCUGGCCGGCUACCCCCGCAAGCACAACGAGGGCCGGAUCGAGGUCUUCUACCGCCAGGAGUGGGGCACCAUUUGCGACGACGACUUCUCCCUGGCCAAUGCCCAUGUCCUCUGCCGCCACCUGGGCUUCGUGGGCGCCACCGGCUGGACCCACAGCGCCAAAUACGGCAAAGGUGUUGGACGCAUCUGGCUUGAUAACGUCAACUGCGGCGGGAACGAGAAGAGCCUGGAGGAGUGCCGGUCAAGAGGCUGGGGGAACAGUGACUGCUCCCAUGAGGAGGACGCCGGCGUGGUGUGCAAGGAUGAGCGCAUCCCGGGCUUUGUGGACUCCAACACCAUCGAGACGGAGCAGAACCAGGUGGAGGAGGUCCGCCUGCGUCCAGUGGUGUCCCACGCCAAGCGCCCACUUCCCGUGGCCGAAGGCAUAGUGGAGGUGCGCCACCGCAACGCCUGGGCCCAGGUCUGUGAUGAGAACUGGGACAGCCGGAACAGCCGUGUUGUCUGUGGGAUGCUGGGGUUCCCGGCGGAGAAGAAGGUCAACCGCAACUUCUACAAGCGGUUCAAGCGCAUGGCCAAGGUGGCCCCCCGGGGCCAGAGGAAGGGCAGGAGGAGGAGGAGGCUACCCCCGGCCCCCAAGAAGAGGAUCUACUCCACACGCCAGCAGCACCAGCUGAACUACCGCCUGCACUCGGUCUCCUGCACCGGGAACGAGGUCCACCUCUCUCUGUGCCCCUUUGAGUUCUACAAGGGCAAUGCCACUGGGGCCUGCAAAGGCGGCAUGCCCGCUGUGGUGAGCUGUGUGCCAGGGCCCCUCUUUGCCGCAGGCAGCACCGUCCAGGCCAAGAAGAGGCGACAGCAGCAGCAGCACCAGCGUGUGCGUCUGAAAGGAGGCGCCAAGCUUGGUGAGGGACGAGUCGAGGUGCUGAAAAAUGGCGAGUGGGGCACUGUCUGUGAUGACCGCUGGAACCUGGUUUCUGCCAGCGUGGUUUGCCGAGAGCUGGGCUUUGGCAGCGCCAAGGAGGCCCUGACGGGGGCACGCAUGGGCCAAGGAAUGGGCCAGAUCCACAUGAAUGAGGUGCAGUGCCUUGGCACCGAGAAGUCCCUCUGGAGCUGCCCACACAAGAACAUCACCCAGGAGGGCUGCAAGCACGCGGAGGAUGCCGCUGUCCGCUGCAAUGUCCCUUACAUGGCCUACGAAACAACGAUCCGACUGAGUGGGGGGCGCAGCCGUUUCGAGGGGCGGGUCGAGGUGGUGCUGGGGGCCGUCAGCCACGGUGUCCGCCGCUGGGGCUUGAUUUGCGGAGAUGGCUGGGGCACGCUGGAGGCCAUGGUGGUCUGCCGCCAGCUGGGUCUGGGCUUUGCCAACCACGGCUUGCAAGAAACGUGGUACUGGGAUGCCAGCAAUGUGACUGAGAUGGCUCUGAGUGGCGUGAAGUGUGCCGGGCAUGAGAUGGCACUGACCCACUGCCAGCACCACACCGCUGUCAACUGCCAGAGGACGGGCACCCGCUUUGCUGCUGGCGUCAUCUGCUCCGAGACUGCGUCAGAUCUGCUGCUCCACGCCCCACUGGUGCAAGAGACUGCCUACAUUGAGGAUCGUCCUCUGCACAUGCUCUACUGCGCUGCAGAGGAGAACUGUCUCUCCAGCACUGCCCGCAAUGCCAACUGGCCCUAUGGGCAUCGGCGACUCCUGCGCUUCUCCUCCCAGAUCCACAACAACGGCCGAGCUGACUUUCGGCCAAAGGCUGGCCGACACUCCUGGGUCUGGCACGAAUGCCACGGGCACUACCACAGCAUGGACAUCUUCACUCACUACGACCUCCUGACCCCCAACGGCACCAAGGUAGCUGAAGGACACAAGGCCAGCUUCUGCCUGGAGGACACCGAGUGCGAGGAAGAUGUGGGCAAGCGCUAUGAGUGCGCCAACUUCGGGGAACAGGGCAUCACCGUAGGCUGCUGGGACCUGUAUCGGCACGACAUUGACUGCCAGUGGAUUGACAUCACCGACGUCAAGCCUGGGAACUACAUCCUGCAGGUGGUGAUCAACCCUCGCUACGAAGUGGCCGAGAGCGACUUCACCAACAACGCCAUGAAGUGCAACUGCAAGUACGACGGGCACCGCAUCUGGGUCCACAACUGCCACAUAGGUGAUGCUCUUAGCGAGGAGGCCAACCGGCGCUUCGAACAGUAUCCAGGACAGCUCAACAACCAGAUUGCGUAGCAGAGGAGACCUCGCGCCCCCCCCCCCAAGCCACUGGAAGUGCCCACAUCAGCCGUAGCCCCAAGGAGGGAAGGGCAAGAUGGUGUCAUCUCCUAGGAUUGAGCCCUGAGACGGAGAGCAGCUCAGUAGGCACAACCGGGGCCAAUCCUCCCCACCUAGAGAUGCCUGGAAGGAGUGGGGUGACCGACUGCCACUGACCACCCGCGUAAGGUCUGCUAUUGGACUGCAGAGGCCCCGGCACUCUCCCCAUCUCCCCACAGCUGUGCCUUCCCACUGCCCAGGCAGGAGCCACGGACGGAGGCAGAGUGGCCAAACCAGCCCCGCUGGUGGAAGAGCAGGGGUCACGAGGGCAGGGGCCUCCUUGGAGCUGCAGGCCCUCCACUUGGCAGCUCUCCUAGGAGGGCACCAGCCUGCCCCCUUCUCCCGCUGUCUCUGGUGCUUUGGUUCCUGCCUACCUCUGGACAGGGGUCUGUUCUGUCUCUUAGAUAAAGUUAACUCUCUUGGUCCA